Molecule: messenger RNA, 3356 nt
Organism: Mya arenaria
Lineage: Eukaryota; Metazoa; Mollusca; Bivalvia; Myida; Myidae
Exons: 9
Coding region: 136-1074 (312 amino acids)
Source: RefSeq, a predicted model, not a curated record
AAAAAAUAUUGUGUGCAUUUUUAUCCGAAAACAGUAAUUACGGAAGCGUAAAAGCUUUGAGUUUAAACUGUUUCCACCAAGAGUUAGUCAAGCACUCCGGGGCCUCUUACGUCCACGAAUUAGCAAUAUACAAAGAUGACAGCGGUGCAUUUAAAACAAAUAUUGUCUUCAUGUUUCCUAUGUUUUUAUUUGAUUGGCAGCGUCCAAAGUGUAGUGCAACAGUUAGGCUCAGGGGAGUUUAACGAGUUUCUGCGAAAUAAUCAGCUGACACUUGUGUUAUUUAAGGCAUCAGAUGACUGUCCCACAUGCAGUGAAGCCCUGGAUAUGUUGGAUCAGACACCGCAGCCAGACCUGCUUGACACAGAGAUCGUGAAGCGCUUCAUGACAGAUGAUACUCUCGCUGCACAACUGGGGGCCAGUGACUACCCAUCUCUGGUCUACUUUAGAGGAGCAUACCCGGCUCUAUACCAUGGAGGUCUCCAGAGUGAAGAAGACAUCCCUGAUCUUGUAGAAUGGCUGCAGUCUGCCGCAACCAUUGCUACUCAGGACCUUCAUGAAAGCUCUUUUGAACACCUCACCCAGGCAUCCUCUGGAGCUACCACGGGAGACUGGUUUGUUCUCUUUUUCCAGCCAGACAGUGAGGAAAGUAUGAGGAUUUUGCCGUCAUGGGAGUGUGCUGCCAUCAGGCAAAAACACAGGAUGAACUUUGCCAAGGUUGACAUUGAUCUCAACAAGAAGCUGGGAGCAAGAUUCCAAAUCACCAAAUGUCCAACUGGUAUUUUGUUUCGUCAGGGGAAGAUGUACAUGUAUGAGCCGGAGAAAUGGGACUCAGAUUCUAUUGUGGCGUUUGUCGAGGGCUGGUACAAAAAUGUCAAGGCGAAACCAGUGCUUAUAGAACCAACUACCUUUGAUGUCCUGACAGAGUCCAUAGCCAUGUUCAUUAAGGACAAGGUUGAAGGGGAGAACACAAGUUGGAUGUUUGUUGCCAUGGCAAUAGGAGCAUGUUGUCUCGUGGUUGCCAUGGUGAUUUGUGUGUUUAGAAAGCCUGCUCAGACGAGAAGUAAAUUUGAAUGAUUCUAUGGAAUGAACUUCCUCAUUGUGCAAUAAACAUUUAUAGCAGUAGUAGUCUCUUGAACACUUUUAAUACUUGUAGCAUUUGGAACGGGUUGCGAAAUAUUGCUAGUGUGAAUGAGUGUAGAAAUGAUUCUUGUUUGUAUUUUGACUGUGUGUAUAAAUAGCAUAAAGCAUUGUUUUAGCUGUUUACUGUUUUUUGAAUAUCUACUUCAUUGAGAUUUGUUAUUGUUGACUAAGGAAUUUCAUAAUAAUACAAACACACUAGUGGGUUAAGUGACUUGCAUUCACUAACUCAUCCCACCUUGCCCCAAUAUCCUGAAAUAUCUUAAUCCCAAGUGGUUUAAGUAUGUUAUUCCCAUUCAACAGAGUGACUUGCAUAAUCUUUAAUUACAAAACAAAUAAGUUUAUUGCGCAUAUCUUUAACAUAAUAAAAGGCCUACAAAGACGUUCAAAGGAGGAAAUUGCACUAUUUAUACUUAAAACUUGUGUGCUGAGCUUGAUCCCGUUAUGAGGGACUGAAGAUGUCACAAGAAAUUGGGGCCUCGUCUUCCAUGCUUCCAUAUAUUAUGCUCUUGCUUUUGUAAUGUUGAGUUUAGAUGUAGAACAGGGUUAGAUGCCUUUAGAUGUAGUGCAUGAUGCGAGUUGUGUGAGUUAAGAUGUAGUACAUGACGCGAGUUGUGUGAGUUAAGAUGUAGUACAUGAUGCGAGUUAUGUGAGUUAAGAUGUAGUACAUGAUGUGAGUUAAGAUGUAGUACAUGAUGCGAGUUAUGUGAGUUAAGAUGUAGUACAUGAUGUGAGUUAAGAUGUAGUACAUGAUGUGAGUUGUGUGAGUUAAGAUGUAGUACAUGAUGCGAGUUGUGUGAGUUUAGAUGUAGGUCAAGACGAUUAAAAUGAAAUAAGAUGUAGUACAGGAUACGUGUUUCAAUGUGUUGCAGCAUGCGAGUUAUAUGAGUUUAGAUGUGGUGAAGGAUACAUGUUAAGAUGCAGUACAGGAUACGUGUUUAUAAGAAGUACAGGAUACGUGUUUAUAUGUAGUACAGGAUACUAGUUUAGAUGUAGUACAGGAUACGUGUUUAUAAGUAGUACAGGAUACUAGUUUAGAUGUGGUACAGGAUACGUGUUUAUAAGUAGUACAGGAUACUAGUUUAGAUGUGGUACAGGAUACGUGUUUAUAAGUAGUACAGGAUACUAGUUUAGAUGUGGUACAGGAUACGUGUUUAUAAGAAGUACAGGAUACUAGUUUAGAUGUGGUACAGGAUACGUGUUUAUAAGAAGUACAGGAUACUAGUUUAGAUGUGGUACAGGAUACGUGUUUAUAAGAAGUACAGGAUACUAGUUUAGAUGUAGUACAGGAUACGUGUUUAUAAGAAGUACAGGAUACUAGUUUAGAUGUGGUACAGGAUACGUGUUUAUAAGAAGUACAGGAUACUAGUUUAGAUGUGGUACAGGAUACGUGUUUAUAAGAAGUACAGGAUACUAGUUUAGAUGUGGUACAGGAUACGUGUUUAUAAGAAGUACAGGAUACUAGUUUAGAUGUGGUACAGGAUACGUGUUUAUAAGAAGUACAGGAUACUAGUUUAGAUGUGGUACAGGAUACGUGUUUAUAAGUAGUACAGGAUACUAGUUUAGAUGUGGUACAGGAUACGUGUUUAUAAGAAGUACAGGAUACUAGUUUAGAUGUGGUACAGGAUACGUGUUUAUAAGAAGUACAGGAUACGUGUUUAGAUGUGAUGCAGGGCGCGAGUUAUAUUAGUUCACAUGUGGUUCAGGAUGCGAGUUAUAUGAGUUUAGAUGUGGUGCAGGACGCGAGUUACAUGAGUUUAGAUGUGAAGCAGCACGCUGGUUAGAUGUGACACAGAAAGUAUAUUGUUACCAGUAUUCUUUGCUCGGAUGUUAGUUAUAUCUCGGUUAUAUACCCCAAAUAUAGGACAUUUUCGCAUGUACACGUUUAACGUCCUAUAUCAUUAUACAACGCUUUAUUGUACAUGUAUGUUGGUAUUUGUGUUAACUUACUAUCACAUUUCAAUCUAAGUAAAUAGAAAUGGUAUUUUAAGUGACUAUCACAAGUCAUAGACGUUGUGUUGUAGACAUAAUUAUACAUGUAGUUUGCUCACGAAAUUUUACAUUCUAUAAUCAGUUUAUUAUUUUAAGAUUGUGUUGUGGUGAAAAGUAUGUGGGAGAUGAAAAUUGAAUGAACUGUUUUAUGUCAAGUGAAUGUGUGUAACCAUGACUGCUACCAGAUGUGUUCCUUGUGUUUUAUUGGAAGUAAAUUAUGAAAUUAU